AUGACGUUGUCGGUGAAGAAAUUGAAGGCUCUCUUAGAACAAAGAGGUGUCGGUUAUGCUGGACUUGUAGAGAAGAAAGAACUUACUGGACUGGUGGAAGCUACAGGUGUUGUCACUGAUGAUGAAGUGUCGGAUGUUGGAGAAGGAGAAGAGUCAUUGCCUGAUGUAACUAAUUUUAUAUCUGGUUAUGAUUUUUAUGAACAAGUCGAAGAUACUAAAGACAGUGUGUGGCUUGUGCAAGUCAUCACAAGUGCUAACAAUGCCUCCUUCAUCAGCAAUGCAAGCUGGAAGUCUGUUCGAAAGAAAGUAGCAAAAUUUGGAGUCCGAGCUGGAGUCAUGGAUUGUUCUUUGGAUUGGAAAUUAUGCCGGAAGAAGGGCUGGUAUUCUUCACAAGUCAUCUUAUCUCUUCCUGAAAAUUUCCAAACUAAAGCCAACGUUGUGAUGCAUGUUUACAGUGGACCAGCCAAACCCAAUAUCAUUGGUUCAUUUGUGGGUUGCAUUAUGCGCAAAGAUCUCCUUUUUUACAGCAACAGUCGGCUGCUCUUGGCAGGAACAUUUUUACUCUAUUCUACACUUGUUGGCUACAUUCAGUAUAAACGUAAAGGUGGAAUCAUUGAUGAAGAUGAAAUGGACUGGUUCAACUUCACUCAAUUGCAGAGUCUCAAUCCAUUGCUGAAUCCAUCUUUCCAAAUUGUUCAUCCAGGAGGUCUGUAUGCUAUGUACCUGUUGGAAGGUAGCGAUACGUACAUCUUGGAUAAUAAUGACUUCCUUGCACAUUUCCCUGAUCUGGUAACAGAAAUGCAGACCAUAGUCUCUAGUGACUAUAUUAAACAUCUCCCUCGAUGGAAAUAUGGAAUGCUGCAAGCUCCUGCUGACUCUUCAAAUGGAACUUGUUGCCAUGAUUCUGUGACGAAAAAUAAAGUCCAUGAAAUGGACCAUCUAUUUCCCUGUGGACCACCUGAUUAUGAUGCUCCAGACAAUCCUGUAAUUCAGAUGAUGGAUGGAAACUACCGCUGUGAUUGUGUGCAAAGAAACCCUUCCUCCUCAUCCUUAUUCUCUUGCCCCACAGGUUCAGCCUCUAGCCAACAUCCCUGUCCAUAUGCUUCCACUUCGGAAGUUCUUUACACAGAAGCAUGUUGUCAGCUCCAAAAUAAACACUCAUCUCCAUUAAAAACUGACCAACCUGAAACUGAAUUCCAAACCUCAUCUAUGGAGAAAGCAAAUACUGACGAUGAUGACUGUAAAAGUGUUAAGAUGAUGCCUGAUGGCUUCUUGGAGGCAAGCCAGUGUGUGAUAUGCCUUGAGAAUUUUACAAUUGGUGCCGAGAUUUGUGGCCUUCCUUGUGCACAUUGUUUUCAUGAACACUGUAUACUUCCAUGGCUGUACAGAGUUAGUCAUGCCUGUCCUAUGUGUCGAUGGCUUUCUUACAAACCUAAACCCUCUAACCAAAUGUUAUCUUCUCUUGCUCUGUCUUCAUCUACUGACUAA
Molecule: messenger RNA, 1488 nt
Organism: Acanthosepion pharaonis
Lineage: Eukaryota; Metazoa; Mollusca; Cephalopoda; Sepiida; Sepiidae
Source: the annotation of a GenBank genome assembly